ACUGCCACUGGCAACACCUGACCAGCCCCUGCUUGUCAUUUCGCUGAAGAGAGUGCUCGGUGCCGUGUCCAAGUGGAAAUAGAUAAUAUCAGAAAAAAGUUAACCUCGAGUGCAAGGAUACCUGAGCGAGGCAGAUCUUCGAAGCUCUUAUGCGGAAGGUGUUUUUCAUCAACUCACCGACAAAAUGUUUGGGGUCGCGCUCUGCCUCCUGGACGUAAUCGGCCUCAAUCCGAUACCGUAUAUAGCAGGUAUAAUAGGCGCUACGGUACCGGCAGUGAACCUCCUGAUAUCCAUACUCCUAGGAUACCCGCUGGCCAUCAUAUAUCACAAAUAUGUCAGGAAAACCGUCGAACUCAGGAACUUGUACUUCAUCGUAACAGGAAUGGACUUGGCGUACUUUAACUUUGGCACGUCGAUGUACCACAAUGCCAUCCCGGCCAUCGUCAUCUACUUGUCUACUGCAUGUCUGGGUCCCGGCAAGAUGAACGUGAUCUUCACGUUCGCAUUCAAUAUGAUUUACUUGCUGGCGGGCUACGUGAUGACCGAAUCUGAGGAUUACGACAUUACCUGGACCAUGCCUCACUGCGUUCUCACCCUCAAGCUGAUCGCCCUCUCCUUCGACAUCUGGGACGGCGACAAGUUCCUUAAAGGCGAGGAGCUGUCCAAAAACAACCUGCAAACCGCGCUCCCAACACAACCUACGUUUUUAGAACUGAUUGGGUUCGUUUACUUCCCUGCGUGCUUCCUCGUCGGACCCAUCUUCUCAUUCAGGAGAUACAAGGACUACAUCACUGAUGUAUUCCCCCUGGACACUGCGCCGGAAGUCUAUGAGGAGCUCGCCUUGAAGCGGCUUUUCCAGGGAGUCUGCUACCUAGCCGCCUACCAGAUUGGAGUUUCUGUGUUCAGCAUGAAAAGUAUGCUAUCGGACGAAUUCCGGGACACUUCAAUAUUCUACCGUCACUUUUAUUGUGGUCUUUGGGCACAUUUCGCUCUAUAUAAAUACAUUUCCUGUUGGCUGCUCACAGAAGCCGCAUGCAUCAGAUUCGGACUGUCGUUCAACGGGUUCGUGGGCCCGGUGCAGACCCUGACGAAGUGGGACGGCUGCAACAACAUCAAGCUGAUGAGGUUCGAGAGCGCCACUCGCUUCCAGCACUACAUCGACAGCUUCAACUGCAAUACGAACCACUUCGCCUCAGAGUACGUGUACAAGCGUCUCCGCUUCCUCGGCAACAGGAACCUCAGCCAGCUCAUCACCCUCGCGUUCCUCGCGCUGUGGCACGGCACCCAGUCCGGCUACUACAUGACCUUCCUGAACGAAUUCCUCAUCAUGGUCAUGGAGAAGGACAUUGAAGCGUUACUCACCAAGACGGCGUUCUAUGACAAGAUGUGGAGCACCCCCUACGUUAAGUACCCGCUGUAUGUGAUACUCAAGACCUACACUAUAGUGUUCAUGGGCUGGAGCUUAGCGCCGUUUGACGUUAAGAGCUUUGGCAAAUGGUGGUCCAUCUACUCGAGUUUAUACUUUUCAGGAUUCAUAUUGUUCUUGCCAUGGUCAUUUGUUUACAAGCCAAUGAUUCUAAAACUGUUAGAACGGAAUGCCGCCAGCCAUAGCAAAGCCUCGUAGGUAAAUGAUUAAUUAUACGUUUGAUUAUAGCAUUGGCGCAUUCUAUAGAUUACUUAGCAUAAUGUAGAUAAUAAUGUUUAGUAGUUGCAUGUUGUACAAAUGUCGCAUUCAUAUGGUUGAUGAGAUGACUGCGACAUUUAUUCAUGAAUAAUAAUUUAAUUUACAAAGAAACGCCUAAGUACAAGUUGAGCUGUAGCACUCUCUCGCAGGUAAGUUAAGGCGACUAAAUAAUUCCUAAUAUUUAUGUUUGAAGCGUGGCAAGGUGGCGAGCUGGCCAGCCGGUGCCCGUAUGUCCGUUCUCUUAGACUGGCUGGACCUGUCACCGCUCCAAAGCAUGCAUGUUUUUGUUUUCGUCAUUUUUGUGUUCUGAACUUUAAAUCAUGGAUGUACCUAUUUAUACUAUUAGUUUUGAACGAUUUAAUUAAAAUAGAACGGCAUAAUUCGGAUCCUAUUACUAUUCCAAGGAAAGUCCAGUCUUUUACUGCGUUUUCACAAUUGAGGCUUUAGUCGUGGGUGUACGUAACUUGAGACAUAUUCCGCGCCAAAAUCGUUAGCACCGAUGGUUUCCGUCCCGCGUCAACCGCAGGCGGUAGUGCGGUCCGGAAUUCAUCCUUCAGACUAAAACGUGAUUGAUAAUUGAUAGGUGCCUCAACAUUAAGAGCUCGAUAUGUUCCCAACGGCUGAGGUAACUGCAGGCGUCGACAUUUUAACUUCGAAGAUCAGCGGCGGCCGUUGUCUGCUCUCUUAGUAUAGGAGUCAGUUGUAAUAUGAUUUUAUUAUAAUAUAAUUUAGAUACAACUUCUUUUUUACUAUAAUCUUUCAAUUUAAAUUUCAAAUACAAUUUUUUUUUCUUUACUGCUAUUCACUAUCAAUUUCGUCAACGAACUCAUUUUACAAAUUUUUGCGAACUCUUGAACUAUCUGCAGUCAAUUGACAAGAUGGUGGACGAGACACUGCAGCCGCAAGUGUCGCUAUAGGCCGACGGUAGUUACCUCUGCCGUUGAGAACAUGCCGCUCGUGUGUAAGAGCCCUAACUUUUAAUGGUUUUAGUCUUAGAGCUACAGUUGGUGUGCACCGGACUUUAUUGAUUAGAUUAAUUAACAGCGACUACUUACCCAAUACCUUCUCGACACAGACCGGCCUAAAGCCUGGAAACCUAAAGCACACUCCCAGCAAAGAUAGCAAUAAGUGAUCUACAUAUUAUGAAUAAGUACCUUCUACAAUUACAUUAUAUGGCUUUCUGCUUACUUAGACUUUGAGCUAAGUUUCCAGGCAGACUUCCCACUUUCAUUUUCAUGUUUAAGGCUAGGCCUUAUACUUUCGCUCGUUAGGUUAAGUUUAUUAAUAUGGACCAUGGGUAUUCAACGAUCCGUGUAUUGGGAAGCGCGCAAAUAUCGACCAUUUGUUAAAAUUAACCAUUAACUGCUGACUGAUGCAAGAUAAUAAUUUGUGUAUUGUGCAUAAGUGAACUUUGCUAUAAGCUUUUAAAUAAUAUGAACUUUAAGGUUUUGCACUAAUACCCAUACACAGUUGACUAAACAUGUUUGACUAUCACUAAUAAUCUUUCUGCGCAUCUAAACCUUUUUCACCAUUUCUUCUAUACAUUUCAAUACUGAUAGGCUCCAUAUUCAUGGUAGACUUUUUUUAUAAACUACUUACUACUAAGUACUUUGACAAGUAUUGCAGACUUAUUUAAAAGACUUUCAUCUUUAACUCCUCUUUAAAAUCACUAUAUAUUUCUGACAUCCCGUUAAGCUAGCUAGCAAGUAAGUUUCGUGAGUUUAACAAAAAUUGCUGGUUGCACCAGAUUGGCAUAAAAAAAGUAAGUUUCAUCUAAUAUUGGCCAGACUUCUAUUCAAAUAACUCGUGCUCUUAACUGUUGGUGUAGAUUAGGUUAGAUACUAGUCUGAUAAUGUUAUAACUUGCAUAUAAGGUCCAGACUGAUUAGACUCCACAAAAGCGUAAACAAGCUAUUUAUUGAAAAAAAAAAAAAAAAAACAUUACAAUGUCAUAAAGCUGAACGUUCUUACAUCGUACCGAAAAAACAUCUAUUCUUGUCUCCGAUUUCGUGGAAUCUGGCCUUAAUUCUCUUGUAUUUUAUGAAAUCAAACGAACUUCCACGUAAGUGACGUUCGAUUGACUGUUGAACUUCAGUGGUUUGCCCCAAGAGAUGCGCGGUGUACACUCCCUCUCUGUCCCUGAUCAAAAUACUUCUACAUCCUACCCAAAUGUUCACGAAAUAGUGGAUAACGAUGACCAAAGGGGCAAACUUGUAAGAGAUACCCACAGAGCGGAUAAAUCAAUUUUUAAAUUUUUGCUCUAAAGAUGUAAUCUCGAAGGGUGAAUCACUGAAGUUUUAUAGCGGAAAAGGGCUGUAAUAGUUGUAGCCUUAUUUUUACGAUUGUUGCUUAGUUAGUAGUUAUUUAUAUAUAUUAUAACCAAACACAACACCAAUUUCGCCUCAGAACUUAUAAUUAUCAAUAGGAGUCCACAGCUAGUCUAUAUACAGGGUGAUUUGUAAUCAUUGCAUAAUCUGGUGGAGGGGUAAUAAUAAAAAUUAUUUGCAAUACUUUUGAAUAUUGUAAUUAUGGAUCACUCGAUAUAAUAUGUAUAUAUUUACUCUAUGUUCAAUUAAUAUGGUCCAGUCUUUGUAAUGUUACUGUACUAGUUUGACUGAUGCCAGCAAUGACCUAAGUACAUAUAAAAAUACGCAGUUAAUAAUGAAAGCAAAUAUGGUAAUAUUGUUUAAGUACGUGAAUUUGAAAACUUAUUUUGUUAAAAAUUCUAAAAGAGCUGCAAUGUCUUAGCUAUUUAAUAUGAAAUAAUAAUUUAUCACUUAUAUUGUUUUUUUCUUUGUUGUCAUUUAUAUAUUUUUAUUUUUGUUGAAUUUAAGAAAUAAAUGUUAUUUAAUUAAUUAUUUGCAAAUUUUCUAAAAUAAAUAAAGAAAUGUAUUUUUCAAAAACACUGUAAAGCUGUAAAAAAGUUAGAAAUUUUUGUCACCAGAAUAUUUUCUUAUUAUAAUUUAAAAGAUUUGAUGUUCAGCGUUUUUGUAGGUGAUUGAUGUCAGGCUUGGUUUCAGUCCAACUUGUUAAGGACGAAAAGAUGAAAAUAUAGUUAUGAAAAACUUGAAACUCAAUUAUCCAUUAGUUUAUUGAUAUAAGCAAAUGUUAAUUUUCUAAUUUAAUCUCAUUGUUAAUUCAUUAUUUCGAAUGCUGAAUCAAUAAACCUUUAUAAGUAUGUAAUAAUAAAAACCUUUGUAAAAUAUGAACAAUAAACUGAUUAUUUAACUGCAA
Helicoverpa zea (corn earworm) is the source of this 4917-nucleotide messenger RNA. RefSeq names its product lysophospholipid acyltransferase 5 (gene nes). The transcript is spliced from 5 exons. Gene Ontology annotation, biological process: lipid modification; phosphatidylcholine biosynthetic process. Bases 185 to 1624 code for a protein of 479 amino acids. Gene Ontology annotation, molecular function: 1-acylglycerophosphocholine O-acyltransferase activity; lysophospholipid acyltransferase activity. The record is from RefSeq and is a predicted model, not a curated record. Gene Ontology annotation, cellular component: membrane. Lineage: Eukaryota; Metazoa; Arthropoda; Insecta; Lepidoptera; Noctuidae.